Closterium sp. NIES-65 is the source of this 1350-nucleotide messenger RNA. Lineage: Eukaryota; Viridiplantae; Streptophyta; Zygnematophyceae; Desmidiales; Closteriaceae. The record is from the annotation of a GenBank genome assembly.
AUGGCGGGUCUGAACCUCCUCGGGCUCUCCCGCGCCUCCGGCAGACGACCCUCCGUGAGUCGCGCUCGCUUCGAUCCCCACUGGCCCUCACUUUCUCCCGCCCUCCCUUCCGCCCUUCCUCCCGCCCUCCCUUCCGCCGUUCCUCCCGCCCUCCCGCCUGCUCUCCUCCAUCCGUGCCGCUCUCCCUCCCCUCCCCUCCGCUCCGAUCCGCGCGACCCUCCUCCGCGGUACGCGCUCGUGGCCUCGCUGUCAUGGCGACAUCAGCAACUGGCCAGCGCUCUAGCCAACUCCAAUGCUGCUGCUGCUGCUGCUGCUGCUGGGGGGAGUGGGGCGAGUGGUGGGAGGAAUGGGGCAGCAGCAGCAGCGGCAGCAGCAGGUGACGGUGCUGCAAAGGAGGCGGAGAAAGAGAUGAACCCUGCAAAUCCCAUGCAUCUCCAUGUGCCAUUCAUAGCUGUGUGCUCUUUUUCUCUUUUCCUGCCCUCUUCUCUUGCAGCUGCCCCUCCCGCGUCCCCUCCUCCUCCUCCCAAGACCGUGCGCAAGCGGCGCAGGGCGAAGCCAACGGACUUGAUAAACCAGAGGCGGUGGCAGCAGUUCUACCGCAACAUCGUGCUCAUUGUGAACUACAAGCGCCCCCAGCAGAUGCCCGUCACGCUCGACCUCCUGCACUCGCUCUACGGCUCCCUCUUCCAGCGCAUCCUCGCUGUCUCUGAGUUUGGCGACGCCGACUUGGGGGUUCUCGAGUCGCCUGUCAAGGAGACAGGGCACGCCCACGACUUGCCGCCCGGGUCACUGCACUACAGUGUGCUGCCGAAGCUGCUGACGUGGCACCCCAUGGCGGAGGGCUUUUUGUGGAUGGAUGAUGACACGGUGCUCAACUACUGGACCAUGAGCCGCGAUAACAAGUCGUGCAUCUGGUUCCUGGGGCCCAUGCACCAGUCGUGGCGCAUCGCCAGCCUCGACCCCAGCGGAAGCGUGGCAGGGGGAUGGGGAGGGGAGGGGAAGGAGGCGGGAGCGGUGAGGUACAUGGAGGAUGCGAGUGAGCGCGUGGAGGAGAGUGGGGAGGCGCUGCAGCUUCUAAAGCAGGCCGUUUCCCAGGCGCUCUCCCACCUCCCCCAACAGUACCUGCAGCAGUACCAGCAGUCCAUCUCCCCCAAGACAAAUAUCUUUCUGCGGGCAGCGUCGGACGUCUUUUAUAUCCCGCAGCGCCAUGCGCCUGCGAUGCGCUCGCUCGUCCCCAUCUUUGCCGACCAUCGCAUUGUGGCUGAUGUAAGCUGCACCCUUCCUUCUCACUCCGUUUUGCUCUGUUCCAACAUCUACCCAUGUUUUUUUGGCACCUUCUUGGCCCCUUAG